Paramecium sonneborni is the source of this 2875-nucleotide messenger RNA. NCBI's taxonomy places the organism in Eukaryota, Ciliophora, Oligohymenophorea, Peniculida, Parameciidae. The record is from the annotation of a GenBank genome assembly.
AUGAGUGAUUAAUAUGGAAUUUAGAAAUCUCCAUAAUUAUUAGGGGAACGCUUAGAAACACAAAGAGAAAUUGAUCAUCAAUUGAGAAUGUCUUGUGUUAGAAAAAGUAGUUAUUUGACUUCACGUUCAAAAAGUUUGGGAUAAAGAUUGCUUAAUUUUGUAGGAAAAUAAAUCUCAGUUGAUUAUUAAGAACGAUUGGUUCUUAAAACUCUCUAAGCAGAUAAUACUAAAGUGAAAAAAAUCCUUGAUAUACUGCUUUCUCGUAAAAACAACUUAAAAAAUUUUACAAAUCAACAUUUAAGCUAUUUGAAUGAUAAAGCCAUUGGAAAUAUUAGUUUUAUACAAAAAUAAACGUCGUUUAAAAUUUUUAUUGAUAGGCUGUUAACUAAGAAAAUUCUAAGAAUUUUUAAACCUUUUGUAGAUAAUCUAACAUAAUAUAUAAAAGCUUUACCUUUAUUAACUCCAGAAAGUACAAAAAUUGUAAUAUGGGAUAUAAUUGCAAUUUUAUCCAAAUUGUACUUUUUGUACCUAAUCCCAUUAGAAUUAGCAUGGACAAACAUACCAUUACUUUAUAGUAGGUAUUAUACAUCAACUAUAAUUAUGUUAAUCAUAUUAUCUAUUGAUUUUAUAAUUGGUUUUAAUACAGCUUAUUAUAAUGCAGGAUCUUUGAUAACUAAUAGAAUUUAGAUAUUUAAACAUCAUAUUACAAAAUCUUAUGGAUUAGAAUGGAUAUCUACUAUAAUUUUGAUAAUAUUAUUCAUAGCUUGUAAAACUACUGAUACAAUAAUUAAUGUGACAUAGAACCCUAUAUACUUAGUUUUAUUGAGUGUUUUAUCUCAUUAAAUAAAUGUACAUUAUAAAGCAAGUUAAUAUGAAUCUGCAUUAAAUUUAUCUAAAAAAGUAUCAAGUUGUUUAGAAUUACUAAAAUUUUUACUUUUAUUAUUUUAUGUAAUUCAUUUAUUUUCUUGCUUAUGGUUUUGGGUAAUAAAUUAAAGUAUUUAUUAAGGUUGGAAAUUAUAGUAAAGAAAACGAUGAAUUUACUUGGUUAGAUACUUUAGAAUAUCUUCCAAUAAUUGAUUGGACAGAUGAAUAUUUGUAAUCAUUUUAUUAUGUUUGUGUGACAAUGUUUACAGUUGGAUAUGGUGAUAUUACCCCCAAAAGUGGAUUAGAAAAAUCUAUUUGUAUAGUUCUAAUCUUAAUUUCAAGUAUUUAACUUCCUUAUUCCAUUAAUACAGUUGGGUCUAUAAUUGAAAAAAUAUCAGAUUAUGGUGAAGAAACAAAAAAUAAAUUGAGAACAAUUAAUAGUUAUAUGAAUAAAAAGAAAGUACCAUAUAAUUUACAAAUUUAAAUUAGAUAAUAUUUAAAUCAUUAUUGGACAUCUUUAUAAGGAUAAGAUACAGAAGAAGAGAAAGUAAUAAUCUCUCAGUUAUCAUUAAAUUUAAGAGAAUAACUCAUUAUUUAGGCAAAUAGUAGAAUAUUUGCUAAAGUUACUCUAUUAAAAUAAAACUUUAGUCAUUAAUUACAAUAAAAAUUAUUAAAAAAAGUUUAAUAAAUAUAAAUGUAACCAGAAUAAAUAAUUGAAUUAGAUAAUAAUAUUUAAUGUUAUUUUGUAGAUGAAGGAGAAAUCAAUAUUAUAAUUGAAUCUGGAAUGGUUGUUUAAAAAGCAAAAAAAGAUGAUGUUGUUGGAUUGGAUAACUUAUUUUUAGGAUUUCAUAAUAAAAAUUAAAAUAUUAAAAGUAUUGGAUUUACUAAAUUAUUAAUCUUAUCUAGAUAAGAUUUCUUAUAAGAAUUGAAAGAAUUUCCUAAUGAUUAUGAAAAAUUCUGUUCUAUAAGGGAUGAUUUAUUAUUUAAUUUUAAAUCAUCUUAUAUAAAAAAAUAAUGUGAUUCUUGCUAUCAAUAUGGACAUGAAAUUAUUGAUUGUUCAAUGCUUCAUUAUGUACCUUAAAAAGAUUUUUUAAUUAAAAGAAUUUAAUAUCCUUAAUAAUAAGGAAGAUAAGAAUUUUCAAGGAGAUAUUAUAAAUUAUCUAGGAUAUUGCUUUAAGAAUUAGAAAAUCCUGAUUUUAGUGAGAGCAAAUAACAAUUUUUGAAAAAAUAUUAUUUACCUUAACCUGCAAAUAUUAAUAGUAAUAAUAUUAAUAAUCAAUCAUUUUUAAAUAAUUUUUAAGAUGACAUAAAAGAAAAACCUGAAAUUAAAAUUGAUAAUUUACAAGCUUCAACAACUUUAGCUUAAAAAUAACCAACAAAAAGAGACUCUCUUUUAUCUUAUAUACCUGACAAUAAUAUUGAUUAAAUAAAAAGAAGCAUAAAUAAUAACAAAAAAAUUGGAGUUAAUUAAUCAAAUAAAAAAUAAUAAGUAGAUAUAUAAUUAGACGGUAUGGGAUUACAAAGAUAGAAUAGUUUAGCAUCUAGAAGGUAAUCUCAAGGAAUAAAUCUCUUAAAUAUGUAUUAACUUAGUUUAAAUAAUAAUGCUUAAAAGUAAAACUAUUUACAAGAAUUAAUUAAUACUAAUUAUGAAAUUAAUUUUGAUGAUGAAUUAAAAUUACGCUAUGAAAAUUUAACAUAAAAUAAAAAUAUGAAAAUUACUGAUAAAGAAGCUAUUGAACUAUUAUAUUUGAAACAAAGUAACAAACAAAAAUACCAUAAAAAAGGUUUAAUAGAGUUUGAAACUAUUAAAAAUUUCCAUGAUUAUUUUCCAUAACAUAAUGUUUCUAUAUCAAUUAGUAGAGCAAAUAAACCACAAAAUGUUUAAAUACAAACUUAAAUUAAAAAAUUUAUGGGAUAUUUACUUUAUCCGUCUGAAUUUAUCAGAAAAUUUAAAAUUUUUCAGUCGGAUAAUCUAAAAAUUGGUAUGAUUACUGAAGAAGAGAAUAUGUGA